GCGCCGGAACUUCCGGCUGGUGUGGCCAUCUUGACUUCCUGACCUUGGGCGCGCGGUGGUCCUUGUCUUUGGUCGUUCCGCGCCGUCAUGUCUGCCCUGACGCCGCUGCUGUUGCGGGGCCUGACUGGCUCGGCCCGGCGCCUCCUGGUGCCGCGCGCUCAGGUCCACUCGAAGCCGCCGCGGGAGCAGCUCGGUGUCCUGGAUAUCACCAUUGGGCUCACUUCCUGUUUCAUCUGUUGCCUCCUGCCUGCGGGCUGGGUCCUGUCACACCUGGAAAGCUACAAGAAGCGGGAGUGAAGGGAGCUGUCCUCCCCUCAUCCUGUGACUAGACCACUCUUGCCAGCCUGUCUUGAUCAUGUUUCCUGCAUUCCUGACUGGCCUUCCCUGGGAUCAUGCCAUUCAAUUCCAGUCGGCUCUUCUGCAAUCAUGACCUCUCGAAGUCUCCAUCGUGACAACCGGGACCACAUAUUGCUUCUGCUUGGUGGGGUCCCCCUUGUAACAAUAAAGUUAAUUUAAACCUUG
Mesocricetus auratus (golden hamster) is the source of this 522-nucleotide messenger RNA. Its product is annotated as cytochrome c oxidase subunit 8A, mitochondrial. NCBI's taxonomy places the organism in Eukaryota, Metazoa, Chordata, Mammalia, Rodentia, Cricetidae. The transcript is spliced from 2 exons. The coding region runs from base 88 to 297 and encodes 69 amino acids. Gene Ontology annotation, cellular component: mitochondrion. The record is from RefSeq and is a predicted model, not a curated record. Gene Ontology annotation, biological process: mitochondrial electron transport, cytochrome c to oxygen.